Messenger RNA from Porites evermanni, 304 nucleotides. The record is from the annotation of a GenBank genome assembly. NCBI's taxonomy places the organism in Eukaryota, Metazoa, Cnidaria, Anthozoa, Scleractinia, Poritidae.
AUGAAAGGUCUAGGUUAUGGUGCUGGCUACAAGUACAAUCCUGCAUUUGAUGGACCCGUUGAUCAAACAUACCUACCUCCGGAAGUGCAAGGGGUUGAUUUCUUUACUUGGAGUAAAAAAGAAAAAAAAUAGAAAGUAGAACUAUAGGUUUUCCAUCAUCUCUCUUGGANUCAUGAAAGGUCUAGGUUAUGGUGCUGGCUACAAGUACAAUCCUGCAUUUGAUGGACCCGUUGAUCAAACAUACCUACCUCCGGAAGUGCAAGGGGUUGAUUUCUUUACUUGGAGUAAAAAAGAAAAAAAAUAG